CGUGACGUCACUGCGGCGCCGGCAGCGGAGCCGGAGGUGCCGGGCGGGUCCCGGUCCCGGCGGGUCCCGGCGUUGCCGAGCGCUCCCCGCUGCGUCCCGGCCGCCCGCCCGCCAUGAGCGCCGGCCGUGCCGAGGGCGGGCUGCUGGCCCUGCCCUGGGAGGACGUCCUGGUGCCGCACGUCCUCCGCCACCUGCCGCUGCGGCAGCUGCUGAGCCUGCGGAGGGUGAGCAGGGCCUUCCGCGAGCUCGUCCGCCUCUACCUGGCCAACAUGCGCCGCUUCGACUCCGCGCAGAUCGGACCUGCCGUCCCCAGAGCCGCUUUCCUUACCCUGCUGAAGGACAACAAGGUGCUGCAGCAGCUGGCGCUCCAGAGCUGCUCCGACUGGCUGACGGACAGGGAGCUGCUGCCGGUCAUCAGGCAGAACCACCACCUGCACCACAUCCAGCUGAAGGGCUGCGCCCAGCUCAGCUGCCACGCGCUGAUAGCCAUCUCGCUGAGCUGCCCCAACCUGCGGCGGCUCUCCCUGGCUCACUGCGAGUGGGUGGACAGCCUGUCCCUGCGCAGCCUGGCCGACCACUGCAAGGCGCUGGAGGCCGUGGACCUGACGGCCUGCCGGCAGCUGAAGGACGAGGCCAUCUGCUACCUGGUGCAGAAGUGCAGCAGGCUCAAGUCUCUGUCGCUGGCUGUCAAUGCCAACGUGGGCGACGUGGCUGUGGAGGAGACCGCCAAGUGCUGCCCAGAGCUGGAGCACCUGGACCUCACCGGGUGUCUGAGAGUCAAGAAUGACUCCAUCAGGGUCCUGGCUGAGUACUGUCCCAAGCUGCGCUCGCUUAAGGUGAAGCACUGCCACAACGUGGCUGAGUCCAGCCUGAGCGUCCUCCGAAGCCGCGGAGUAGAGCUGGAUGUGGAGCCUCUGCCGCAGACGGCUCUCGUUCUCCUGCAGGACAUGGCUGGCUUUGCCCCUUUCAUUAACCUCCAGAUCUAGGACUGCUGGGGAGGGGGGACCAACACCUCGCUGGGAUCCCCGGAGGAUGCCGGAGCCGGGUGCUGCUGUGACAUGCAGAGGGAGAGGUUGGUCCUGUUGGUGCGGCUGGCCCAAGAGGGGCUCACUCUUGUCUCUGGGGCUGUUUAACAGCCACUGCGUGUUUGUGAGUGAGCUCUGUUGGUGCCUCCUGGGAAAGUAACUCCCUCUGCAGCGGUGUGGAGAGUGAGGGACUUGUGGGAACACCAUGGUGCUGAACAGGCCUUGGCUAGACCAGCUAAUAGUCAGGAUUUAUUUUUUUGUUGUAUUUUAAAUCUCCAAGUGGCAGCUGUCCAGAGAGCAGGGGAGUUUGGGGACUGUGGACUGCUGUCCCCUGGGGUGGGUGUGCAGGGCAUGCCAGCAGAGCCGUUGAGACCAAAUCAGGCCAGCUGGAGCAGAAUGGAGAAAAGCUGCCAGUUCUCCUCUUGGGAGAGGGUGGGCCCCUCUGAGCUCUGGGAGGAGGACAGUGCGAGCCCAGCUCCAGCCUGUAGCCCCAGCUAGCGUGGCACCAAAGGCCUGGUGUGGCGCAGCGUGGCAACGUGUGCGUGCAGACCUAGCUCCUUGCCACGGGGCACUGGAUUAGGCGAGCGCAAGGCAGUUGUUUCCCAGAGGAACACACUCCUAAACGCGAUUUCACUAGAGGAAGAGCACCAAACCUAGCUGUGCUCUCACUGAGAGCAGUUGGUCAUCACCGUUUGUUUCUUCCAGAUUCUGAAUUAUGUUUCAGUAGUGCCCCAGCCUGCUUCUACAUCCUGCUCCAUGUUGUGUGGCUGUAGUUUUGACAUUCAACAGUGGAGAGAAAUGGGAGGGGCCCUGGCCAUACUGUCAGCUGGAGUUUGAGCGCUGCAGGUUGUCUUGGCAGGGAGAGCCCAGUUCCUGUCUUUUGCCCCAGAAGGGAUUAGAGGCACUGUCUGUAAAGCACGUGCAGCUGAACUACACACCAAUUCACAUCAUCUUUAUUGACACUUGCACUCUAAGCAACAGUGCACACAGACUUCUAAAAAGCUUGCUGCAAAACCACAAGCCACGUCUUAGAUCUAAGAACGUCCCAUGCAAGGAAUAGCAGAGAAUGCCCAGGCCCCCGCUAGCUGCUGUGGUGUGCCCCUGGGGGCAGAAGGACAGCUACCCACAGAGAGGCUUGUCCUUGUCAGCUGGGUUAGUUCAGGAAGCUGAAAGCAGUGUCCUGGCUCCCAGGUUAGUUCCAGUUAGUGGUGGGUGGGGUGAAGGAGUCCCCUCUCAUCCCUAGUGCCACGUGUCCUUCCUCCCACGCCUGGCCAGCGAGGUGGAGGCUGAAGAGCAGGAGGACCUGGCUGUCAGUGGAACUUGUACUUCCUGGCUGGUUUGAGGCUGAUGUAAGUUUUCUUCAUCUCCUCGCUCUCUGGCUUCUUGAUGUCUUUGUACCUCUCUCCCUUUGUGCUCACCACCUGGUUAUCGAUAUAGCGGAUCAGCUUCUUGGGAGCCUGGAGAGGAAAGACAAACACCAAGUGGAGGCUGCUGGGGAAAGGGAAGGGACAAGCAUAAGGAGAGCUGUGUUUGGGGGUGGAGGAACAGCAAGGCUAGGCUGGGAUAAGUUACCUGUCCUUUCUGUUGGGAAUCUUGGCUAAAAAGGCAAACAAAGCUGUUGGACAGGGGGGAGGGAGGGGUGGCAGAGCAGGAACCAUGCUAGUCAGUGGUAGGUACUGACAGACCCUGCAGCGGCUAAACUAACCUUCUCUUUUGUAAACUAACCUUUCCUUUCGCUCUCUAGUGGCUCUGUGAAUGUUCCUGCCUUGGGACUGCCUCUGCUCUUUGGACUCGCGGCCUGCUUUUUUAACCUUGUAGCCAAAGGCAUUCAAACUCUUGGUGAGCUGGAACCGCUCUUUUCUCACCUCUUUUGGUGGAGCUGGCCGAUGUGUUUUCUGAUCUUCUGCACUAUCAACCAUCAUGUAUCUGAAACACAAGAAGCAUUUGGUGAAUGCUGCAAUGUGCAUUGCCUAGGGCUAUUCACAACCUACGUCUCUUUUUCCCUGGCUGGUCUGUGGCUGUGCAGUGUGUCCUACUUGCCUAGAUUGCAGCAAGGAGUGCUUAAGGUUCCCCUUUGGAUGAAAUGGGCAAGAAGUGUGUCAUCGUUCUGGUGGGAAUCCAGCAGGAUUCUCCUGGAGUAGCAUCCUUGGCCCUAAGUGAAUGGUAUCAAAAGCUCAGGCUGUUGAGAAUGCAGAUAAUCCCUGUAAAACGGAGAGGUGCUGAGGUCUGGCAUGCUCUGCCAUUGGGGUAGCUUUGCUCCUUUUCAGUCUGAGUGAUGGCAGCCAAAGGAGAUGAGGUAAAAUCAAAAGGUCAAACUGGCUGCUUCUGCCCUGAAGAGAUGGUGUGCCUUUCACGCUAUGUAGUACUUGACUAGGAAACUAAUUUGAGCUGGAAGCAACUUUGUAAAAGCAUCACCUCUUUCCCUGUUUAAUUGAAACAUCAGGGCCCACGCGUUCACUUGCUGUACUGCUGAGGUACUGGAGCUGGUGUCAUAGGUGGGCAGCACAGCUGACCAUGCCUUCUCCCUCAGUAGUUAGCACAGUUGUUCCCAUGUAUCUUCAGCUAUGGUGAUCUGCUCUCUGUACCUGUGCUUGAACGAUGUUUAAAGUACAGGAUGUUGCCAAAACGUCAUUAAAGUGAAGUUACUAGAAAU
This is a messenger RNA of Cygnus olor (mute swan), 3678 nucleotides long. RefSeq names its product F-box and leucine rich repeat protein 15 (gene FBXL15). Lineage: Eukaryota; Metazoa; Chordata; Aves; Anseriformes; Anatidae. Bases 114 to 986 code for a protein of 290 amino acids. The record is from RefSeq and is a predicted model, not a curated record. Gene Ontology annotation, molecular function: protein binding. The transcript has 3 exons.